This is a messenger RNA of Tetrahymena thermophila SB210, 2103 nucleotides long. RefSeq names its product von willebrand factor type A domain protein. The transcript has 2 exons. Lineage: Eukaryota; Ciliophora; Oligohymenophorea; Hymenostomatida; Tetrahymenidae. The record is from RefSeq and is a predicted model, not a curated record.
AUGAAUUAAGUAUAGACUGCUGAAAACCUUAAUUUAAACGAAUAAGAACUACUUUUAUUAUCAAAGUCAUAUAGAAGCUGCCCUUAACAUCCUAAGAAUUGGAUUGUUUCUCUAAGUACAAACCCUAACUCUAUUCAAUUUCUCUAAUGUGCCAGAUGCCUAUCUUAAAAUCCUAAUUAGAGUACUCUAGAUCUUUUUAGUCUUAUUGAAGAAAAUGAAAAAACUCUCUUUCAUAAUUGGCCUGUAUAAGGUGACAACUAACUUUAGUAGAAUCUUUAAAUGAUAUUUUAAGGUGAUUUCUCUGUAGAAGGCUUAUAAUAGAAGAUUAUUUCAUAUUUCUAAGAUUUAAGAAAAUCAAUCGAACAAAGAAUCAAUGAAAAAGAAUAAUAAAUGCUUCAGUAAGCUAAGUCUCUAUGGAAUAUAGGUGAGUAGGUUAUCACUUAAUACAACUAAUUUGCUGAAAAAGAUAACUUGAAGAAAAUUAUUACAUAGCUAAAUGGUGAUUUCAACAAAUAAAAUUUACUUCUGAAAGAAACAAUUUGCAGAAUUUUUAAUAAUCAAAAUAAUUAUAAGCAAAUUUUGUAAGAAACAGUUAAUCGUUUUAAAAAUUUGAAAUCUUUAAUUAACUUUGAUACAGCUUAGGAAAUCAAUUAGAAUAUUUUACAACUUUUAGAUUCAAUUGAUAUGUUUGUAAUCAAAAAUUUCUAAGACAUCAAAGUAAACACAUAUUCCUAAAAUUAAGAUUUUAAAUUUGAUAAUUUGAAUAAUGUGAAAGUUGAAGACAUAACAACGAGUCAGUUAAUAGUAAAAUUAAUAAGCAACAAGCUAAAUUACUGCUCUGAAGAAUUACUUGCAAAACUCUAGGAAAUAAUAAAAAAAGUAUCCCUUGUAAUCGACUAACAUGAUGUAAAAGAUUAUCUGAAUGAAGACUUAAUUAAAAUAGCUUUUUAAAAAUUAGAAAGCAAUUAGAUAUUACCAUUUAUUAAUAAUAUUGAUUUUUCAAAUUAUUUAUUACCUGGUAAAUAAUCUAUAACUGGUGAGUAGCUAACUGAACAGUAAAUCAUAGAAAUAUCAAAUUUAACAAAAAGAAUAGAAACAAAUAAUAUGAUGAAUAAUUAAAAUGAAAUAUAAUAAUAAUAAUAAGAAUAAUAACUUAACUAAGAUAUCAAAAAUCUAAUUUCAUUAAUCGAAAAUAAAACAAACUUUUGUAGUGCUUAGUUUAUUUAAAAUGCGAAAGAAGUUACAAAUAAUAACAAAUAAAUAAUAAAAAAUUUAUUCUUGAAUGAAAACAUUUUCUAAAAUGGUCAUAAUACAAAUAUAAAUUUCUCUAAGUUUAAUGAAAAUCAACUAAAUAACUUACAAAAAUUAGCAGAUAAAAUUUCAGAGCUUUCUUUAAAGUUUGGAGAUAAUUAUUACAACAGUUAAUUUCCUAUGAAUGAAUAAUAAAAUUAUUCUUAACUAGUAUCACAUUUACUUGGUAUAAACAAAAUUAUGGAUAAAUUAUUAGUUGACUUUCCAAUUCUAGAAACUUAAUAAUUUACUUCUUUAAAAUUAAAUAUUGAUUUUUUAAAAACAGAUAGAGAAGAAAGCUAAAAAUUAAUUUUAGAAAAAAAUGAAAAAAAUAAUAAUUAUAUAGUCAAAUAACCUUAGAAACUAUAUGGUUAAAUUAUGACAAAAUAUAAGUUGGAACCUAAUUUAAACUAUAUAUUUAGAUGCAAACUUAACAAAUAUUUAAACUGUGGUGGUAUUUGUUUUGGAAUUAUGAAAACAGAAAGUAAAAAUAAUAGUUCAUUAGACAAGUAAGACUGUUGUUUUUUUUCAGGUAGUAGUAAACAUGGAUUAAAUAAAAUUAUAAAAGGAAAGAAUUUAUAUGAAGUAAGAGAUUAGAUUAAUUUUGUUGAGAUAAGAGUAAAUGUAUAGACAAGAAAAGUGCUAUUUAUGGAUUAUCCUCAUUACAAAAAUAUUAAUUAAAUGAAUGAAGAAAAUAUGUUAGUAAAUACAGAUUAUAGUUUUGGAGUAUAUUUUAAUGCCCCAGGCGAUGACUAUGAAGUAGAAAUAGAAACUCAAAUUGUAGAUGAUUAAAGUUUAAAUUAUUAUUUAUGA